CAGAAAUGCAUUUUUUCUUCUUCAGAUUUCUAGAUUAUUAGCUACUGGAUCAAUCAAGAUCAGCUUAUGUUUAAUGUAUUACAUCGAGUACUUCUGUGUUCAGUCCAAUGGAAAUAGAUUGUGGCAACCAUGUGGCUGCAAGCCAGAGAUGGUAAAGAUGGAGUCCAGGCUAGUUUCUUGUUUUGGACUUUAGUGUGGAUGUCCAUCUGCUGUGGAGUUCAAAAGCAAACCUUCAUAGCUCAUUAAUCUUCACUGUUGAAUACAGCUUAUUCUUUAUAUAACCUUGCUUUAAUUAAUGGAAAGAACUCAUAAAAGAGUUUGCUAUUCAACUUGAAGGAGUUUUUUUAAGGUCUAUGUUAUAAAUAUGUUAUCUGUAUUGAUUUCUUUUUAUGAGUAACACUAAAUUAGUGAGCUUCUUCUAAAGAUGAGCUGAGUAAUAGUUUAAUUUAGUAUUCCUCCUGUAUACCCCUAAAUAUUGCUGAUACAUCUAAUACAAUAAAAAUACAUUCAAGUAGAAGGUUCCAGGUUUAUGAAGCAGUUAGAAGACUUGCUAUGUUAAAGACUGCUAUUAGACAGCAAACCUUGGAUAUUGACCUACUACAAAAAUGGUACAUGCAUUUAUCUCCCUUAGAAUUAUUUAGAAGAGAGAUGGAGUUUGUCAUCCUCUUAGGAGAAUAGAGAAUGCAGGGAAACAAUCUGUGCAAACAUAACUUUUUGUAUUGACAUCCCUCUGAAAACCCUGGCAGUGGAUAUUCUACAAAUUUUAUUUUUUUUUUUUUUGUCUACGAUAUUCAAGUUUAGUCAACUAGCAGGACAAUCCUCUUUGUUGACUAAAACUGAUGUCACAUUACAGUUGGUGAUAAUUGUUCACAUGACAUAGUAGUAACACUGUUUGGUGAGUGUUCGUGAGCGUUAACAAAUGAUUCUUCUAUUAUGUUGCCAAAUAAACUAAAGCAUUUGUUACAGGUUUUGUUACAGGUUUUAAUGUUUUUGCGAUAUGGAAAAGAGUAAUCUUUGAAGCUUGUCAAGUAAAAGUAUAUAUGGUCAAAGAAGAUGUUAAUUUUCCAGAGUUUAUAGACUUAAAAAGCUGCAUAUUGGACAUCAUGAGUUUGUCAUCUCCGGUCAGCUACACUGUCACGGAAGCUAAAUGCUUACAUAAUGCCAACUGUGAGUCACAGUUACUACAAAGUAGCAAUGAAUCAGAAUUGGAUGCUGCUGAAGAUCUGAGAAGGAAACUCUGUCAAGCUAAAAAAGAAAAAUUAGAUUUAACCAUUAAACACAAUCAAGAACUGUCCAACUGUGAAAGCCAGCUAGUGAAAUUACGGUCGGAAAUUGAGAAAGGAGAGGCUCUUCGACAAAGUCUGGAGUAUGAACUGGCAAUUGCCAGAAAAGAUGCUCGUCUGAAAACAUAUGCUGCAGAAGAGGAAUUAAGUGAUGCAAAAACCAAACUUGUGGAACUGCAAGUAUUGAAUGAAAAACUUCAGCAGAAAGUGGCAGAGAGUGAGAAAAUGUUUCAUAUUGCUCAGCAGAAGUGGAAAGAACAACAGCAAAGACUUGCAAGUGAGAAGGAUGAUAUCCGCAAAACUUGCAACAGUGAAUAUGAAUUGCUUCUUAAGGAAAGAACCAAACUAGAAAGUGUUUUGCAGGAGCAGAAUAACGCAUUGCAAAAUAUGUGCAAGAAAAUGAAAGAUAUGGAGGUGGAACACAAUGAUUGUACUGAGCUGCUGAGGCGCCAGGCCAACGAGCUUGAAUAUAGUGCUGAACGAGAGGAGCGACUUAAAAAAGAACUUGAAGUAGCUACAGUGAGAAUAAAAAAACUGGAAGAAAACAUUGAAGCAGAGAGAGCAGCACAUUUGGAAUCCAAAUUCAAUUCAGAGAUCAUCCAGUUAAGAAUUCGAGACCUUGAAGGAGCUUUGCAGGUGGAAAAAGCCAGCCAAGCAGAAGCUCUUUCGGAUUUAGAAAUGAUCAAGAAAGAGUUCAAAGACGUGGAAUAUGCAUAUGAGAGAGAAAAACACAAUGCACAAGAGAACUUGGAAAAACUCAAUGUAUUAGAAAGAGAGUGUUUCUCCACAAACAAGCAAAUGAAUGAGAAGAUUGAAGAAAAGAAGAAGGUAAUUAAAGACCUCUCUGAGAGGCUAGGGAAUAAUGAAAAAACCUGCAGAGAAUUACAGGAGGAACUUGCAAAGGCCAAGAAACACCAGGUCUUUCUAACAGAGACGUAUGAAAACAACAUGAGAGAGCUGGAGUUACUCUUGGACAGCUUUGCUAUGUCAGGCCAGCGGACAGCAGGCGCCUGUGAGGACAAAGAUAAACCUCCGAGCCUCUCUGUCCUUGAGACUUUGAGGUGUACCUUGACAGCUUACCAGAACAAGCUGGAAGAUAUGUCUAAUGAGCUUGGGAAAAUGAGGCCUUUGUGUGAAAAGAUGACAAAAGAACUUGAGAUAUCCAAAGAGAAAAUGUUUGCUUUAAGUCAAGACCUUAAGGAAGCUCAGGAUAACCUGGCUGAUGCCAAUAAAGAGUUAAAUCAUCUGCACACUGAGUGUGCAUACAGAGAGACUUUAAUGGGAACUUUAAAAAUGGAACUACAGAAUGUACGGCAAUGCUGGGAGAAGGAGAAAGUACAUGCCACAGAAUCUGAAAAUGAAAUCCAGAAGCUUACCAGGGCUUACCAGAAGGAUAUGGAGGACAAGCUAACCUUCCUCCAUAGCUUAUACCAGCGUUUGGUAGCAGGCUGUGUGCUUAUAAAACAACCAGAAGGCAUCCUGGAUAGAUUCUCUUGGUCUGAGCUUUGUGCAGUCUUGCAGGAGAAUGUUGAUGCCCUGAUCUUAGACCUCAGCAGGGCUAAUGAGAAGAUAUCUCACUUAGAAUAUGUUUGUAAGAACAAGUCUGAUACUAUGAAGGAGCUUCAGCAGAACCAGGAAGAUGCUUUUAGCAAAAUGGCUGAACAGAUGAAAGCACAGGAAAGCUGUUGGCAGAAACAAAAAAAGUAUCUGGAACAGCAGUACUCGGGUCUCCUUGGGGAAGUUCAUGCAAGGGCACAGGAAUACCAAGAAACAGCAGAGAAAAACAAGGAAAAAAUUUAUGUCCUUGAAAAAAGACAGGAGAAAUUGGCCCUUGAAAAUGUUUCUGUGAAAAAUAUGUUAAUGCAGGUUCAGAAGGAGCAUUCAGCUCUCCUGGCAGCCUGUGCACUAUUGGCAGGGGGCCCGUAUCCUCUCUAUAGCCGAUCUUGUGCUAUGUCUUCCCAAAGAGACCUUCUGCAGGAUCAGGUCAACAUUUAUGAAUUAGUGAACCAGGAGAUUAGGACCCUAGUUUAUGCUCUCUCUGAUGUAGCAGAAAACAAUCAAGAUGAAGCAAAAAUGAAAAAAAGAACAUUCAAAGGCCUGAUUCAUGUAUUCCGAAGAGGUGUGAUUGCAGUUUUGGCAGCUAACAGACUUAAAGUUUUAGCUCAGUCUUCUAAUUCCCUCUUCUCCUGGGUUAAUGGCUUCAAAGAAGGCAUUGGAAUUCUCGUUUGUAUCGGAGACUCCAAAGGCAAGCGUAAUCUGUCAAGUUGCGAAGAAGAACAAAUUCGCUGUGUUGAAGCACUCAGCUGGUUUACUAGUUCUAACCUCCUUGCUGCAAUAAUCAGUUCUGUCACUGAAUUACAGGAUGUUGUUAACAAAACAGAUCCAAAGCCCUGGCUUUCUGGACACUUAGUUGCAAGUGCAGCCAGGAACUCCUUUUCAAAACUUAUGGACAAGCUGAAUGUAAUAAUGGAGACUAUUCCACUAGACAGCAGCAGAAGUAUUACUCAUCUGGAGAAAGACUCUUUGGUACAGAGGCUGGCUCAUGGACUUCAUAAAAUAAAUACCCAGGCCUUGGAAGCUGGAUUGUGUGACAGACUGCCCGUUACGAAAAGCAUAGCAUCCUUGCAGAAGCAAAUAUUUGAAUUUACACAAAGACUUCAUACAGCAGAGGUGGAACGCCGUUCACUGCGCCUAAAACUUGCACAAUUCAAGUGGAAUUUCAGUGAGAUGAAAAAAGAAGCUGACAAAGCCCAGAGCCUGCAAGAGCAAUUAAAUAUGUUUAAGCAGUCUAAAUUGAUCACCCAUGAGAGAUUUGAAAGUGCAUGUGAAGAAUUAAAUAAUGCAUUACAUCGGGAGCAUCAGGCACAAGUCCUUUUGAAUGAACAGGCGCAACAGCUACAGGAGUUAAAUAAUAAACUAGAAUUGCACUCCAGUGAAGAAGCAGAUAAAAACCAUGUCUUAAGUGAAACUGUAAAGAGACUCUCUGAGGCAAAGAUGGAGCUGAGAAGAAAAGAUCAAUCUCUGCGUCAGCUCAAUAGACUUCUUGCCCAGCUGGAGCAGGACAAGCGUGGACUGAAAGAGAGCAUCCGUGAUGCAGAGAGUGCCCUCUGCAUGGCAGUGAAAGACAAAGAAUUGAUUAUUAGUCAUAUGAAAUCUGUGGAAGCCACUCUUCAUAAGGUCAGAGAUCAGACCUUGCUGUCACGGACUGCGGCAACCAGGAAUGACUUCACCCUGCAGCUACCCAAACUGCACCUAGAGACCUUUGCAGUGGAAAGGCUGAAGGGCAGGCCAGAGGUUGUAGCAUUUCAGGCCAUGAUUAAAAGUUUUAUGGAUAUCUACCAACUUGCAAGUUCCAGAAUUGACAUGUUAGUGAGAGAAGCAGCACCUCAUCAGCUUCAUGGUGCAGCCCUAAAGUCCAAGCUCCAAACAGCUUGUCUUCAUGAAAGUGAGAGCUUACAAUUGCUCUCGGCAGAGGCUGGUGCUUUGGAAAAGCAAGAUCUACAUUCUCACUUCACAGUUGCCAUGAAAUUCCAAAUGUCCAUGCUGUGCCGUUUAAUGGAAACCAUGAAGUUCCUAAAUGACCGCAGGGAGACAACCGAUGCCCCACCACCAGAGAAUUCAGUGCCAGCUAGCCGGCAAACUUUCCUCCACAGGAGACAACUGUCUCUGAUGCUGUAUCUCCUUUUAGUCUCUGCUUCUGGUAUGCUGACUGGAAGUCAGGUCAUGGGAGCACAAGGAUGGGUAUCAUCUCCACCCCUGGUCCCACAGCAGAUUUCUCAGCUGUCAGACCUCACCUCACUAGUCCAAGUGGAGGAGGAGUGGAUCUUCCGCAGGCCAAAGGGAGAUAAUGAGAGCGAUGAAGAAGGGUAG
This is a messenger RNA of Haliaeetus leucocephalus (bald eagle), 5153 nucleotides long. RefSeq names its product coiled-coil domain containing 171 (gene CCDC171). Lineage: Eukaryota; Metazoa; Chordata; Aves; Accipitriformes; Accipitridae. The record is from RefSeq and is a predicted model, not a curated record. The coding region runs from base 1041 to 5153 and encodes 1370 amino acids. The transcript is spliced from 25 exons.